UCGCAUAUUCUUGCGUAAAUAUGCGCAAAUUCGGAGUGGGACUGGGGGAGGGUGAGGUCUGGGGACUUCCGGGAUCAUCACUCCCGUUCAAUUACGCUCCAUUCGUCCGAAUCAGGUCGAUUGCUCCGAUUUUUCGGAGCUCCUCGGGCACUCCCUGUUUUUAUUAUUAUUUACAUACGCGAAACCUCCGAAAGAUGGCGGAUUGACCUGAUUGAUUUGAAUUACUCCGUUGUUGCUAAUUGUGUUAAAUUGUUGUUUAUUGUUGAUCUCAUGAGCAUUGAAAUUAUGAUCGAGCUGUCCCCGAGCCCCCCGAACCGCCGCAUUUAGCAUUCCCCUCGACUAACCGAAGAACCGAAGUGCUUGAAGUCCACCAGCGUGAAACCAGUGGACAAAAAUGAGUUCUCCAGGGUCAACGGACACUCCGGACAGCGCAGCGAUACCAAAAAUCAGUGAAAUCUCCGAGAAGACGAGGAACUGGGUGCAGUUCGAGGAGGAGCCCGUGGCGGGUGCCCUCCCGUCCCCAAAGCGCCGGGAAAAUCGCGAUCGCCCGGAGAACUCUCUGUCCGAGGCGGUGGCCAUCGACCCCGAGAAGAUAAAGAAAUCCAUCGAGGAGACCGAGGGGAAGACCCCGAGGGGCAGCGAGUACAGUGGAGCUGUGAUAGCAACCGAAUCCGUCCAACUUAACUUAGACAGAUCGGGACUGAGCCGAUCGAUAUCCUCGGACAGUCCCGAGAACAAUGUGCCUUCGGACGGCAAAACUCCGGACCCAAAAAGUGCCUCUUUGAAGACUAUUGACCUCAGGGAUACCUCGAACGGGAGGAGUCACGUUAAUAAUGUUAUUAGUACGCCGAUCGGCAACAUAAGGCGAGGAUUCGCCAAUGGGGACACCAUUGUCACCCUGCUGCCGGUGAACACGAGGUGGCCCUGGAUCACGCCUGCCAAAUUCCGCCCGGAACUCGUGCCGGAGGAACUCAUGGCUCAGGGACUUACACUAACCGUGGAAGAUUACGUCCACAUAAUGGAGCUGUUGGUCAACGACGUGCGCUUCAACAUGUACAACAUCUGCUACAAGCGCAUUCUCGUCCUCUGGAUAUUCACAGCCUUCGUCAUUCUCCUGGGGCUUUUGUUCUCGGGGGUGACAGGCCUGACUCUCUUCGGUCUCGGGAUAAUGUGGCUCAUCAUGAAUGCAGCGGCAAUAUUCCUCUGCAUGUUCGUGAAGAUAAAACUCAAUCACAAUUUGGAGAAGUGCAUGGCUCAGGUGAAUAAACACCUGUUGCGUCACAAGAUUCUGCUGGGGCUGGAUGACAGGGGGAAGAUAUCGUGUCACAAAGUCAACUUGUGCUUCAUUUACUUUGACACGACUGAUUGCAUUAAAAAAUUGCAAGAGGUCAUUGAAAGGGAGGAACGAGACGGUCGGGUGAUUGGUGGUGAUGACACGAGUGAAAUGCAGCGCAGGAGACAGGAGUUGCAGCAGCGAAUGGACAUUGACGACAGUGAUAUUGUUAUUCAAGGCUCAUCCACUACAAGACUGUCUCGUAAACAGGAGCGGGCGGAGCUGCUGUUGCUGAGAUACGCAGCAAGAUGGGCUCGUAACUUUGUCAGACACAGGCUGGACCUGGUUGUUGAUUCGCAGGAUCGUAACAGGGUCAUCAUUGGAUCUACAGCUUCACCUCGUCACUGUAUAUUCGCCCGUUGUCCUUGUCAGUUUAUUGAGGAUCAUCUCAAAUGCAAGCCCAAAGGAUAUCCACCGGGCUUCACCUGGUGCUCAUACUUGAGUGAUCCUGCCGUUAGGUAUGAUCAUCCGUACUACGUGAGCUCAUCAAACUGAAGUUUAUAGAUUUUAUUUCGUUGAGUAGUGGAUUAUUAGUGGAGUAGUGGGAGAAAACGUCGCAGUCGAUUUUCCACUUGAUAAAUAUCUCGAUAGCUAGUGACAUUAGGGAAAAACAUCACAGGACUUUUUUAUAGGAAAUUUUGUGAUCUACAAAAAAGUCUCAUGAAGUUUUCUCGUGCAACCACUCGUUCUCAAGAUAAAUCCGCAAACAAGAAAAAUGUCCAAUUGCAUUUUUCAAAAAACAACUUCAUUACCCCCUUGAUGAAUUCGCAAUUAUCUGGAGAACAAAUAGCGUGAGAAAAAAAAGUCAGAGGACAAUUUUGUAGGAAAUUUCCUCAGCUACAAAAAAUGUCUUAUGAACUUUUCUCCUAAAAUCACUCGUUAUCGAGAUAAUCGAACAAUUAGAAGAAGAAUCAAUUUUCCUUAUUUCACAAUUGAUUCCAAGGGUCACAAUUAAUAUUAAUAUCAAUAUUCUAUUGAAGUAAACAUCUCAAUCAAAAUGUAAAGUCGUUGGGGAGCUCUCAAAUAGUAUUAUGAUAAUUUAUACGGGGGAAUUUACCAGUGUUGUGAAUGUAUUAAUAGAGAUUAGUUUUUUCUCGAGGAAAAUAUGCCCACAUCUGUGUGCAAGGGGAACGUGCCUUCAAGUAUAAAUAUUAAUUAAUUGAUAUCUGAGAAUAUGCGUUAGGUAUCCGUCCACUCGAUAAAAAUAUCGUACAAUUCCAAUUUACUUUGUUGUGAUGACACGAAGUAUUCAUUUUUCUGUGGUUUCUUGUUUGAAGAAAAAUUUAUUAUGGAAAAUUGAAUGAACAUAUCUUUACACGUACUAUUCAUGUAUAGAGAUUUUAUAAUAAAGUGAUUAAGGUAUUUA
Molecule: messenger RNA, 2699 nt
Organism: Diachasma alloeum
Lineage: Eukaryota; Metazoa; Arthropoda; Insecta; Hymenoptera; Braconidae
Product: transmembrane protein 268
Exons: 6
Coding region: 395-1828 (477 amino acids)
Source: RefSeq, a predicted model, not a curated record